This is a messenger RNA of Aspergillus chevalieri, 1401 nucleotides long. RefSeq names its product putative dihydrolipoamide succinyltransferase (gene KGD2). Gene Ontology annotation, cellular component: oxoglutarate dehydrogenase complex. NCBI's taxonomy places the organism in Eukaryota, Fungi, Ascomycota, Eurotiomycetes, Eurotiales, Aspergillaceae. Gene Ontology annotation, biological process: tricarboxylic acid cycle. Gene Ontology annotation, molecular function: dihydrolipoyllysine-residue succinyltransferase activity. The transcript has 11 exons. The record is from RefSeq and is a predicted model, not a curated record. Bases 1 to 1401 code for a protein of 466 amino acids.
AUGGCUUCUCGGUUAUCACUUAAUCGUUUGUCAGAACAACAAAUGAAGAACGUUUUCCGUAUCACCCAUGUGCCCCGCAAUCUGGGUCUAGGCGGCCGUAGGAGUUUCGCUUCAGCUGCACUUCGGAAGGGUGUAGUGAGCGCCGGCAGGCCUGCCUCUGGUUUACUACGGGUUUCGGCCUCGGGUGCCAAUGUCUUUCUGUCUAACUACCCCCGUCUGGGAGGUAGCCAGGUCCGAACUUAUGCGGACUCUAUCGUGAAGGUUCCUCAAAUGGCGGAGUCGAUUACGGAGGGAACCUUGAAACAGUUCACAAAACAGGUUGGGGAUUAUGUCGAACGGGAUGAAGAGAUUGCGACAAUUGAGACCGAUAAGAUCGAUGUGUCGGUCAAUGCCCCCGAAUCUGGUACCGUGAAGGAGCUUCUCGUGAAUGAAGAGGAUACGGUUGCUGUUGGGCAGGAUUUGGUCAAACUGGAACUUGGAGGUGCUCCCGAAACGAAGAAGGAAGAUGCAGGUGAAAAGCCGAAGGAACCUGCGGCCCCCGAAAAGAGUCAGCCUUCUGAACCCGAGAAGCCCAAGUCGCCAGCACCGGCUGCUCCUGAGCAGCCUCCUGCGCCAAAACCCGAGACUUCGAAGCCACAGACCGAAACGCCAAAGCAAGAGCCUGCCUCUGAUGCCAAGCCGGCUUUUGGAAGUCGCGAGGAGCGUAGGGUGAAAAUGAACAGAAUGCGACUUAGGAUCGCUGAGCGUUUGAAGCAGUCUCAGAACACGGCCGCUUCGCUCACUACUUUCAAUGAGGUUGACAUGUCCUCUUUAAUGGAGUUCCGGAAGCUGUACAAGGAUGACGUGCUGAAGAAGACCGGCGUCAAGCUUGGCUUCAUGAGCGCAUUCUCGCGUGCUUGUGUCCUGGCAAUGAAAGAUAUUCCUGCGGUUAACGCAUCUAUCGAGGGCCCUAACGGCGGCGAUACCAUUGUCUACAGGGAUUAUGUGGACAUCAGUGUGGCUGUUGCGACCGAAAAGGGUCUCGUGACGCCCGUUGUUCGUAACUCUGAAACAAAGGAUCUUGUUGGCAUUGAACAAGCAAUUGCGGAUCUCGGCAAGAAGGCGCGCGAUAACAAAUUGACCAUUGAGGACAUGGCCGGUGGCACGUUCACCAUUAGCAACGGCGGCGUGUUUGGUUCUCUUAUGGGUACUCCGAUUAUCAACCUCCCCCAGACAGCUGUUCUUGGACUUCACGCUAUCAAGGACAAGCCGGUUGCCGUGAACGGCAAAAUUGAGAUCCGCCCGAUGAUGUAUCUUGCUCUGACUUAUGAUCACCGCUUGUUGGAUGGACGGGAGGCGGUCACCUUCCUCGUAAAGAUCAAGGAGUACAUCGAGGACCCUCGUCGCAUGCUGCUCGGCUAA